UCGAAUAAAUGAACACCUUAAAAAUCAGUCUCCGGGGACUGAUGGUAUAUCUGCUGAGUUUUACAAACGUUUUAUCAACAGUUAGCCCCAUUUCUGUUGGAGGUCUUUUCUAAAAGCAUUGCAUAUAAUGCUCUCCCAGUUUGACUCGGAGGUCUGAUUACAUUAAUACCUAAGCCCAAGAAAUAUUUGCUUCUCGAUAAUUGGCGUCCAAUCUGUCUGCUCAAUAACGACUACAAAAUAUGAGCCUCCAUAUUUGCAAAAAGAAGGAAGGCAAUGUUGGGCUCAAUUAAAGAAGAUACCCAAUCUGGCUUCAUGAGGAAUAGACAUAUAUAUAAUAAUAUCCUAUCCGACUGGUGUUAGACCUUAUUCACUAUUCUGAUCUAAACUUCCAUGAUAGCUUCAUUGUAUUCUUAAACUUUUAUAAAGCCUUCAUACGGUGGAACUUGAGUUUCUAUUUCUCUCCUUUGAGAAAUUUGGUUUUGGGGAAUUAUUUUGUAGCACUAUUAAAAUUAUUCAUAUGAAUGGGACCAGUUCCAUUAAAUGAAAGCAUGGCACUUCUAGAUUUGAAAAGAGGAAUUAGGCAAGGAUGCCCAAUUUUGAUUGACCUCUUACUGCUUGCAACCCAACUUCUUACCUGUUUUUUUUUUUUUUUUAAUCCAGCGAUAUAAAAUGGAUAUCUAUUGUUGACAGAUAUUAUCAUGUGAGUUUGCAGAUGACACCACUCUAUUUUUGAAAGAUACCAGGGCUCGAGAGUCCCAUAGGGUGGCUCACAAUUGUCCCAGCGUCGCCCGGGUUAAGGGACAGUUUGCCCGGUGUAGGCCGUCAUUGUAAAUAUGAAUUUGUUCUUAGAGAUUUUCAAUAUAGCGUCUUUCAUGUCACAGUCCACAAGAUGGCAGACCUGAGCUACUGUUUCAUCGCUCAGCCAUUUCAUCCGAGAGAAGUAUUGUUGGUGAGAUCAAACAGGCUGAGGGAUACAAUUGUAAGAAUUGUGCCCAAUUUAUGUAACAAUUUAACCAUCAAUAGUAGAGCAUUGGAAACAAUUGAACAGACGAAGCCUUAUAAAUUAGUUCAUAAAAAAAAACAUUUUUGCACAAAAAUAAUCUAAUUCUACCACCGGAGUAGGAUAUUUGUGCAAUCUACGAGGGGCUUGCUUGUUGCUAUUGGUCAAUGGUGCAAUGUUUUUUCUGACUCAGUGGUUUGAUGAUGUCAUGUUGCUCACGAGUAGAAGGCUGAUUUUUUUUUUUUAGAGUCAUAGGGCUGAGUAGGUGAGUGGAGUGCAAACUACAACUUUCGAAAAUAUUCAGGAAAUACAUUUCUAAUCCUACGGGGUGGAAACAUUUUCACCUAUUGGAUUUAUUGCUUGAGGAAUUUAUUUCUGUACAAUGGGGGAUUGACAUCAAGGUGUCUACAUCGUCUUUGUAGAAAGGCAAAACUUUUUCCAGCCAUGGAACACUACAGAAUAUAAGGGACAGUUCUUGUGAAAGUCCCGUUGAUGUCAAAUCUAGGAAACUAAUGGUAUGGCGUAACUAGGAUUAACUGGUUGCUGGACAGUUCCACAAGGCGAUGCCACCCCAGGGCGACGGAGAUUAUAAACCUGUAGCGGUGUCGGCGGCGGUCCCACCGGUUCCUCCUCGGAGGGUUCGGAGCAGAGAGUCGUUUUCGGGCUCCAAGUGUCGGCCCGGUGGCGGAGAGCGCAAAGUGAAGUGUGUGCUUGUCGGUGACGGCGCAGUUGGGAAGACGAGCUUGAUUGUCAGCUACACCACAAAUGGAUAUCCAACUAAAUAUGUCCCAACUGCCUUUGAUAAUUUUUCAGCGGUUGUGGCAGUUGAUGGCAAGCCAGUGAAACUGCAGCUUUGUGACACAGCUGGGCAGGUGGCGAAUCGCAUCUCUGCAUGUCUGGCAGACAUAUCAGUGUGGAUGACGGAUCACCACCUCAAGCUGAACCUCGGCAAGACGGAGCUGCUCUUCCUCCCGGGGAAGGACUGCCCGUUCCAUGAUCUCGCCAUCACGGUUGACAACUCCAUUGUGUCCUCCUCCCAGAGCGCUAAGAACCUUGGCGUGAUCCUGGACAGCACCCUGUCGUUCUCAACUAACAUCAAGGCGGUGGCCCGUUCCUGUAGGUUCAUGCUCUACAACAUCCGCAGAGUACGACCCUGCCUCACACAGGAAGCGGCGCAGGUCCUAAUCCAGGCACUUGUCAUCUCCCGUCUGGAUUACUGCAACUCGCUGUUGGCUGGGCUCCCUGCCUGUGCCAUUAAACCCCUACAAGUCAUCCAGAACGCCGCAGCCCGUCUGGUGUUCAACCUUCCCAAGUUCUCUCACCUCACCCCGCUCCUCCGCUCUCUCCACUGGCUUCCAGUUGAAGCUCGCAUCCGCUACAAGACCAUGGUGCUUGCCUACGGAGCUGUGAGGGGAACGGCACCUCAGUACCUCCAGGCUCUGAUCAGGCCCUACACCCAAACAAGGGCACUGCGUUCAUCCACCUCUGGCCUGCUCGCCUCCCUACCACUGAGGAAGUACAGUUCCCGCUCAGCCCAGUCAAAACUGUUUGCUGCUCUGGCUCCCCAAUGGUGGAACACACUCCCUCACGACGCUAGGACAGCGGAGUCAAUCACCACCUUCCGGAGACACCUGAAACCCCACCUCUUUAAGGAAUACCUAGGAUAGGAUAAAGUAAU
Molecule: messenger RNA, 2678 nt
Organism: Oncorhynchus keta (chum salmon)
Lineage: Eukaryota; Metazoa; Chordata; Actinopteri; Salmoniformes; Salmonidae
Product: rho-related GTP-binding protein RhoU-like
Exons: 3
Coding region: 1564-2667 (367 amino acids)
Biological process (GO): small GTPase-mediated signal transduction
Molecular function (GO): GTPase activity; GTP binding
Source: RefSeq, a predicted model, not a curated record